This is a messenger RNA of Aspergillus melleus, 1101 nucleotides long. Its product is annotated as glycoside hydrolase family 88/105 protein. The transcript has a single exon. Lineage: Eukaryota; Fungi; Ascomycota; Eurotiomycetes; Eurotiales; Aspergillaceae. The record is from RefSeq and is a predicted model, not a curated record. Bases 1 to 1101 code for a protein of 366 amino acids. Gene Ontology annotation, biological process: carbohydrate metabolic process.
AUGGCCUCCAAACCGUCGCCUCCCCAGGUUCGCGAGAAAGUGGACUUGCUGAUCCAUAACCUGGUCAACAUUAAAGAUGCCACCGGUCAGUUCCUGCUGCGUCUGCAGGACGGUCGGGUUAUCGACACUAAAUCCUGGGCCGGCUGGGAAUGGACGCACGGGAUUGGUCUAUACGGCAUCUGGAAGUAUUACGAGAUGACCGGCAACCCGGACCUUCUGCGCAUCAUCGAGGACUGGUUUGCCGCCCGCUUCGCCGAAGGCGGCACCACCAAGAACAUUAAUACCAUGGCCGUGUUUCUGACCCUGGCCUACGUCUACGAGAAGACGGGCAACGCUACCUACCUCCCCUGGCUCGACGCCUGGGCUGAAUGGGCCAUGCACGACCUCCCCCGCACGCGCUACGGAGGCAUGCAGCACGCCACCUAUCUCACAGAGAACUACCAGCAGCUCUGGGACGACACGCUCAUGAUGACCGUGCUCCCGCUCGCCAAGAUCGGCAAGCUGCUUAACCGGCCCGCGUACAUCGAGGAGGCGAAGCGCCAGUUCCUCGUGCACAUUAAGUACCUGUUCGAUACGCGCACGGGGCUCUUCUACCACGGCUGGACCUUUGAAGAGGGCGGCCACAACUUCGCCAGUGCCCGCUGGGCCCGCGGAAACAGCUGGAUCACCAUCGUCAUCCCGGAGAUCAUCGAGCUCCUAGACCUCCAACCCACCGACCCCCUCCGCAUUCAUCUCAUCGACACCCUCGAGGCCCAGUGCGAGAGCCUCCAGCGUCUCCAGGACCCUUCGGGCGCCUGGCACACCCUGCUCGACCACGCCGAUUCCUACGCUGAAGCCUCCGCCACGGCGGGAUUCGCGUACGGUAUCCUGAAGGCCGUCCGGAAACGGUAUCUGAGUCCUCAGUAUCGCGAGGUCGCGGAGAAGGCCGUCACUUCUGUUUUGGGGUAUGUUGACGCUGCCGGCGAGUUGCAGAACACGAGUUUUGGAACGGGGAUGGGCGAUAGUUUGGAGUUCUAUAAGUUGAUUCCCUUAACGGCUAUGCCGUAUGGCCAGGCGAUGGCUAUUAUGGCUUUGGGGGAGUAUCUGCGGGGAACGCUAUAG